CUGCCCUUCCGCAGUCGUCACGAGGCCCACUUCGCUCGACUCUGGGAGGAGGCCGGUCCGCGCCCUUGCUGCCCCCGCUGCGAUGUUGCCCUGACGCAGCACAUCCGCGAGCCAGGCACCAAGGACUCGACGCGCAUGACCUUCCCGUGCAACGCGAGGCCCGACCGUCUGGACUGCGAGAAGGGGUACGAAGGUAACGUCGAGCUGACCUGCGUAGCGUGCAACCUCCUUCGCGGGAAGAACAGCGUCGAGGGAAACCGUCGCCACGUUCGCCGCAUCGUCAAGGCGUGGCGUGAGGGCCGUUGCCAGGUGGUCAACGACGUGCUCGUGCCCAUUCUCGGCGGUGGAUUCGUGGGGGCCCCCACUCCCGUGGAGGAGGCGAGGAUCUGGGCGUGGGCGGAGGAGGAGUGGGAGAGGAUUGACGACCGCUGCAAGCAGUCACAGACGAGUAAGCGCAGGAAGCCGAAGGCUAACAAGCUUACCGUCCAAGACCUCUUCGACAUGCUCGUUGCGCGCUGGGCUGGCGACGGCAAGUUCCUCGAUGUGACUGGAGCUGCCUUUGACCUGUGGUUCGUUUCGGUCGACCGCCUCAACUCUGAGGACGACUACACCGUUGCGAACAGCCGCCUCAUGCACAGCGGCCUCAACUUUCUCAAGAACACGAACUCGAAUGACUACUACUGCAGAUCGUCGAGUGGAUCAAGAAGGCUGUUGCCGCCGCUGAUGCUGCGGGCGCAACGGCCUCAUCGUCAAAUGCAGUAGCCGGCCCUUCAGGCCAUUUACGCCCACGUCGCCCAAUACGCAGAGCCUCCAAAACGAUUGCCCGCUUGAUCUCGCUUUCAUGCUCGCUCUUAUCUGAUCUACUCGAGCUCGCAACUCGAAUGCCACAGCCGCCAAUAGCCCUCUCAGGUCUCCUACCUUUGUCGCCGCGGACACCCAGUUCUCUCCCCGGAGCGCAGACCCCAAGAUCGUGUCCCAC
This is a messenger RNA of Jaminaea rosea, 979 nucleotides long. RefSeq lists its product as hypothetical. The coding region runs from base 136 to 762 and encodes 208 amino acids. Lineage: Eukaryota; Fungi; Basidiomycota; Exobasidiomycetes; Microstromatales. The record is from RefSeq and is a predicted model, not a curated record. The transcript has a single exon.